AUGUGCUCCCCUACAUGGAUAGCGGCGUUUGCAGGUCCAGCUUCCCACUCGCAACAGCAACUCGACUCUGCACCCAGCACAUUCCAAUCCAUCAACCCCGCCCUCACCCAUCUCGCAUCCUUUAACUUUGGAAUCUUCUGCUCGCUGCCACAGCCUCAUCAUCGUCGUCCCGGUAGCUUGAUUGACGGAUUUGCGGCCCCACUGUUACUCGUCUCCGCCCGCUCAGAGCCAGUCGCAGCACCGCAAAACUUAGACCGCGCGAUCGGCCGUCCAUCUGUGCCAUCGGUUCUUUGUUUGUGUAGGCACAGCUCGCCAUCGCCAUUGCCUUUUUCUGCGCGCCCGCUUGCCAGCAACUGGGGCCCCUCGUCAUCCCAGCGCAGCCUUGCGGAACCCCGCCGUCGGUCCGCGAACUUCCCCGCCACUCCCUCCCCCAAUCGGCCUCAGAACCGCCUCAUGAUUUCGCGCAUCACCCAAGUCGCCAGACACUUCGCAGCAGCUCCGACUUCGAUUUCUUCGGCUCCGAUUCUAUCUUCCCGCUCGCGCCCUCAUCUUGGUGGCAUCGCAGCUAUGGCGUCCGCCGCGGAGCGCCAGCGUCGCACGAUUCAGACGGCCGCGUGCCUCAUCAUUGGCGAUGAGGUGCUUGGUGGGAAGACAAACUCGGCGUACCUGGCUAAAUGGUGCUUCCAAAUCGGACUUCGAUUAAAGAAGAUCGAAGUCGUCGAGGACGAUGAGGCUGACAUCAUCGAUGCUAUUCGUCGCCUCAGCAACAAUUAUGACUUUGUGGUCACCAGGCAAGUUACGCGCAGUCACAGCUCGCAUCAGAUCGGCUCUAACUUGUCCAGCCACGAUGACAUCACCUACCAAUCAAUCGCCAAGGCCUUUGAUCUACCCCUCAAGCUUCAUGACGAAGCGUUCAAGAAGAUGAAGCUCCUUUCCAAGCCACAUCCCUCGCAGCCCAACUUCAACUGGGACGUGGACUCACCGGACUUGCGUGCCAAGCUGCGCAUGGUGUACCUUCCUACCGACGAGUCGCGGCCUUUGACGGACCAAUUUCUCUUCGCUAGUGAGGAGCUGUGGGUACCAGUCUCGGUGGUCAAUGGCAACGUUCAUAUCCUGCCUGGAAUUCCCCGCCUCUUCACGGCAUUGCUAGAGGGAAUCAAGCCUCACAUCCUCUCUCGACUCGUCGAUCCCGAAGGCAAGGGAAGCCACAGAGUCGUCAUUCAGACACCAUUUGCCGAAAGCAAAGUCGCAGCCUACCUGACUGAUCUCGCCGGCCGCGUCGAGCCCAAGGGCAUCAAGGUGGGUAGCUAUCCUCAUUGGGAUAGAAAGUUCAACACUGUGACCCUGGUGGGAAAGGAUCAAGCAUUUUUGGAAAGCCUGGUGGAUGAAGUGGUGAAGAAUGUCGACGGAAAGCGGGUUUUCAAGCCCGAAGACCUCGAAGGCGGACCACUGAGGGAAAGCAAGGCGUAG
Cordyceps militaris CM01 is the source of this 1470-nucleotide messenger RNA. RefSeq names its product molybdopterin binding domain containing protein. The transcript has 8 exons. The coding region runs from base 1 to 1470 and encodes 489 amino acids. Lineage: Eukaryota; Fungi; Ascomycota; Sordariomycetes; Hypocreales; Cordycipitaceae. The record is from RefSeq and is a predicted model, not a curated record.